This is a messenger RNA of Dromiciops gliroides (monito del monte), 2145 nucleotides long. It is a transcript of the gene DRD3, whose product is annotated as dopamine receptor D3. NCBI's taxonomy places the organism in Eukaryota, Metazoa, Chordata, Mammalia, Microbiotheria, Microbiotheriidae. Gene Ontology annotation, molecular function: G protein-coupled receptor activity; dopamine neurotransmitter receptor activity, coupled via Gi/Go. Gene Ontology annotation, cellular component: plasma membrane. The record is from RefSeq and is a predicted model, not a curated record. The transcript is spliced from 9 exons. The coding region runs from base 196 to 1581 and encodes 461 amino acids. Gene Ontology annotation, biological process: adenylate cyclase-activating adrenergic receptor signaling pathway; adenylate cyclase-inhibiting dopamine receptor signaling pathway.
CUCUAAGCCACCAGGGGAAACUCAUGGAUCUGAAAGCAGCUCUGAGAUAUGCAGUAAGUUUCAGUGUCCUAGGAAAGGCAAACUUUGGCAUUUGGGAGCUCGUAUUCCACUAGUGAAUGGUUGCAGGCGCUGAGGUGUUAAACUCCAUAGUCUACAGAAAUCAGAAAGGAUUUUCAGGGGAACACCAUCAGGAUAAUGACUUCCCUUCUUACAAUGGCUCUUCUCAGUCCACUCAACAGCUCUAUCAACUCUACUUGCAGGAAGGAGAACACAACUGGACCAGGACUGCCCCACCGCCAUGCCUACUAUGCCCUCUCCUACUGUGCUCUCAUUCUGGCCAUUGUCUUUGGCAAUGUCCUGGUCUGUCUGGCUGUGUUGAAAGAACGAUCCCUGCAGACCACCACCAACUACCUGGUGGUGAGCCUGGCUGUGGCUGACCUGCUUGUGGCCACCUUAGUGAUGCCCUGGGUGGUGUACCUGGAGGUGACUGGAGGAGUAUGGAAUUUCAGCCGAAUUUGCUGUGACAUUUUUGUCACCUUGGAUGUCAUGAUGUGUACUGCCAGCAUUUUAAACCUCUGUGCCAUAAGCAUCGACAGGUACACAGCUGUGGUCAUGCCAGUCCGUUACCAGUACAGCUCUGGCCAGAGCUCCUGCCGGCGGGUCUCUUUCAUGAUCACCGUGGUGUGGGUGCUGGCAUUCGCCGUCUCUUGUCCUCUUCUCUUUGGCCUCAACACAACAGGGGAUCCCAGUGUCUGUUCCAUCUCCAACCCAGACUUUGUCCUCUACUCCUCAGUGGUUUCCUUCUACCUGCCCUUUGUGGUGACUCUCCUUGUCUAUGCUCGGAUCUAUGUGGUGCUGAGACGAAGGAGGAAGAAAAGGAUUCUCACUCGGCAGAACAGUCAAUGCAUCAGUAUCAAACCUGGCUACCCCCCACAAUCUAUCUUUCUACGGCGGCAUGCAAUUCGGCAUUUCUCAAUGAGGUCCAGAUUUUCUUCAUCAGAAACUGCGGGGAAAACAGAGCCGACUGAAGAAAAAGAAUACCCUCCUGGUUGUCAAGAUUCCCUUUUAUCCCAUCUUCAGGCCACCUCUCCAGGAAGGGCCCACUCAUCUGAGAAACUGCUGGCAGCAUUGGAAUUGAAACGCUACUAUAGCUUCUGCCAGGAUUCUCCUUUGCCCAAGCCAGGACACCCAGAAGAGGAAGGAGAGUUGAAAGGGGAUGGGAGGACUCUGGGAGGGCUCAGCCCCACCAUGGCUCCCAAACUGGGUCUAGAGGUUCGGAAACUCAGCAACGGCAGAAUGAUGACUUCACUGAGGCUUUCCCAGCAGGCCCGCAGUGUUCCACUUCGAGAAAAGAAAGCAACCCAGAUGCUGGCUAUCGUUUUAGGGGCUUUCAUCAUCUGCUGGCUGCCUUUCUUCUUGACCCACAUCCUCAAUACUCACUGCCAGGCCUGCCAUGUGCCCCCAGAGCUCUACAGUGCCACCACGUGGCUGGGUUAUGUGAACAGCGCCCUCAACCCUGUGAUCUACACCACCUUCAACGUAGAGUUCCGCAGGGCUUUCCUUAAAAUCCUGUCCUGCUAAAGGCGGAAGAGAAGAGUGGCCACCUUCACUGACUUCCCCUGGCCUCUCCAGGAGAUGGGGGAGGGAGAAGCCUUUAGCUACAUUCUAGGCUUCCAUCAGCCAGGUUAUUUGACAUCCUUGUAUCAUAAUUGGUCUUCCCAACUUCAGUAGUUCACAUCUUCAAUCCAUCCUUCACAGAAAAGCCCAAGUAAUCUUAACUUGAUACUGAUUACAUGACUCCCAUAUUCAAAUCUUCAGAUCUCCCCAUUGCUUAUGGAAUAAAACAAUUUGGCUCCAGACUGCCUUUCCAGUCUUAUCUGACAUUAUUCUGCUUCACAUGUUGUAAGUGUUAGUCAAAUGGGACUACUUGUCAUCCCUUCUUCUUAUCUUGCUCUAGUCUAGCCCCAUUUCCUUGCCCAUACCUUCCCUGUAUUUCUGGGAUGGACUACUCUCUUUCCCAUCUCUGCCUGUUAAAAUAUUUCUCUUCCUUGGAGACACAACUCAAAUGGUAUUUCCUACAUGAACUUUUGUCAGAUCUCCCUUUCCUCAAAUUUUCUCAAAGCACUUUGGUCUAGUUCUCUUCAU